This is a messenger RNA of Anopheles coustani, 869 nucleotides long. Its product is annotated as glutathione S-transferase 1-like. The coding region runs from base 318 to 770 and encodes 150 amino acids. NCBI's taxonomy places the organism in Eukaryota, Metazoa, Arthropoda, Insecta, Diptera, Culicidae. Gene Ontology annotation, molecular function: glutathione transferase activity. The transcript has a single exon. The record is from RefSeq and is a predicted model, not a curated record. Gene Ontology annotation, biological process: glutathione metabolic process.
CGAAGGAACGAUUUUUUGCAUGUUUUUUUUUGUUCCGUUAAUUCCUCUUUAUUGAAUUAAGAGGAAAAACCAACAGGUUUGGUUCAGGUUGAAAAUAGUUUGUUCAAGUUCUUUCGUAGAUCCGGAGUUUUAUAAAACGACUUAAAGAAAUUAAUCCUAAAACCUGACUGAAUCCUUGCCAUCCAACGGUGACGGCAGAAAAUAAAAUAUCUUUUCCCUGUCGCUGGUUUUGUCGAUCGAAAUUGCAGCUCAAUCCACAGCACUGCGUCCCGACGCUCGUAGACGGUGAUUUUUCCCUCUGGGAGUCCCGUGCCAUCAUGUGCUAUCUGGUGGAAAAGUACGGUGGAAAAUCGCAGGCUGCAUCGCAACUACUUCCAGUCGAUCCGCAACGACGUGCCACCGUCAACCAGCGGCUCUACUUCGACAUGGGAACGCUGUACCAGCGGUUCGGUGAUUACUACUAUCCGCAGAUCUUCGAGGGAGCUCCGGCCAACGAGGCAAACUACGCGAAAAUUGCCGAGGCCUUGGAGUUUCUUAACGUAUUUCUUGAGGGCGAACGGUUUGUGGCCGGCGGGAAUGGGUUCUCGCUGGCGGAUAUUAGCGUCUACGCGACGCUGACCACGUUCGAGGUGGCUGGGUACGAUUUCAGCGGUUAUGCAAAUGUUUUGCGUUGGUACAAGAGUAUGGCGGAGUGCAUUCCCGGUGCGGAAACAAAUCGCGGUUGGGCGGAAGCGGCACGGCCGUUUUUCGAGAAGGUUAAAAAGUGUUGAUCAGAACAUGGUUAGCGUUAGAGCACGAAAAUAAAUCACCACAGUGGCGAGACGGGAAAAUAGAACCAAUCCGGUGUGUUUCUGGAAUGCGAUCAUUAC